Molecule: messenger RNA, 4661 nt
Organism: Bradysia coprophila
Lineage: Eukaryota; Metazoa; Arthropoda; Insecta; Diptera; Sciaridae
Product: bridge-like lipid transfer protein family member 3B
Source: RefSeq, a predicted model, not a curated record
ACCACAUAAAUAGAAGAAAUUUUUCUUCUGACAAGCUAAAUAAAAAGUUGAUGAAAAUAUGAAUCAAAUAAUCCAAGUUUUCAAAAGAAUAAAUACAAAACCAUUAUUAUGUUAACAUUGUGCGUCUAACAAAAUACGAGACAAUGGUGUCAAUAAUAAAAAAUCAACUACUGAAGCAUUUGUCACGAUACACCAAAAAUUUGUCAUCCGACAAAAUCAAUAUCAGCACAUUCGGUGGCGAGGGCGAAUUGUCCAAUUUGCAAUUGGAUGAGAAAGUUUUGACUGAACUUUUAGAACUUCCCGGAUGGUUAAAAUUAACGUCGGCUUGGUGCAAUCAUGUUUCGUUUCGGAUCAGCUGGACGAAACUUAAAAGCACUCCCAUCACUUUGUCUCUGGAUGAAGUGAACAUUACGGUCGAAACAUGUGAAUUCGAACGAACUGGGACACAGACUCCGUCUGGAGUCCAGAGUUUAGCUGCGCGCCAAGGGAAAUACAGUUUCAUCCACAAAGUGAUAGACGGUAUAACGAUAGUAGUCAACACCGUGAACGUUAAUUUCAUUAGUCCAGCGUUUACAGCUUCCGUACAGAUGUCGCGGAUUCGCGUCGAAUCGAAAACUCCAAAAUGGAUGCACGGUGAUCUACGCGUGACCCGACUAAAAGAUCCAGUCCGAGGAUUGCUGCUUAUAUUCAAAGAACUUUCAUGGCAAACCGUUCGAAUAGAGGCGAGUUCAACGCAAGACAAAACGUUAACACCGUUACGCCUGUUAACCAACCAAGCACGAUGCAGAAUUACCAUCAAAAAGAAGCUGUCUGACUGCAGCAUUUUGUCGUCUCGCUUAGUGUUGAUAUUGGAUGACUUACUUUGGGUACUUACGGAUUCACAACUGAAGGCUGCACUGCAUUUUGUCGAUUCAUUAGCUGCUUUGAUCAAGGAAUCGACUAAUUUGACGCAAAAAACGAAAGCACAGAAAAAGCUGGAGGUAACAUUACCCGAAUAUCAGGCCCAGCAGGCACAACAAACACGGGCCAAUGAGAGUGCCACAAUUACGGCAGCACAAAAAACAUUCAACAUGUUCGAUGUGAGAGAAACUUCAUAUCACUUCUUCAGUCAACGCAUUGAUCUUCAUUUGUGCGAUGAUGCUGGCGAUGGUCGAUCGUGUCAUCCCGAUUUGAACGAUGGUGGAGCUUUGCAGAUAUCAGUGCAAGGAUUCCAGGUCGAUUAUUAUCCGUUUCAUUUGGCUAAAAGUGAUCGAUCCCAUUGGCCAAAGUAUCGCGAAGCAGCCGUUCCACCAGCACUCUGGCUGGAACAAUCACUUAAUUCGUUCAAAGAGUCACUGUUGAAUUUAAGUCAGCCAAACCGUCCACCCACUCAUGCACCACUGGAACGAUCGCCCAUAUCACCGAAUAAGCCAAACAUCAGUUCGUCAAAGUCCGAUCACGUCAAUGAUUCGCCAACGAAACGACAAGUCUUAGACAAUUUAUCCAAAUUGAUGACUGCCUGUGUUAUCCUGAGAAUCGAAGACUUCACUUUGUACAGAGUGACAACGGCUGGCAAAAAACAGAUGCCCAAGGAAUUUAUUUCGGCACAACAACACAAACGGAAAGGUAAAUCAGGUGACAAAGACCGGUACUCCUUCCCAGCCGAACUUCCAACAGUACAUGCGGAAUUUACUUAUUUUUAUUUUCCGGGCGAUUUUGUUUUCCCAUUGCCACAAAACAAGAUUUUUGUUCAUGUGAAUCCAAUACAAGUAAAUUUUCAUCUGGACAGUGUGCUAUGGUUCAAUUCGUUUGCAUUAAAUUUACAUGAAAGUUUACUGCGAACAAGUGUUGCAACAUCACCAUCCACGGCCAAUGAACCUAGUCUUAUGUACAUGGACGUUAAAUUGGAAGCGAUUAUGCCGCGAAUAAUAUUUGAAUGUGGUCCUGAUGCACCUGCACAACGUGACCGGCCCAAGGUAAUGCAAGUGCAAAUAUCCAGAUUCUUCUUUACAAACAUUCGAGAAUUGGGUGCGUCUCGUGCUGAUUUGGCGCAAGCUUUACAUUCAUUACAAGAAGGAAGUUUAGUUUUCGGAUCGGGAUUUCCGUCGAAACACAAUGAUCUGUGUGUAGUGACGGACCGCAUAUUAUCACAUGUCGCAGCUUCCGAUGUAAUAUCGAAUGGAACAACGCCAGACACUUCACUGCCACAGUCUAUAUCCAAUACAAACCUGUCACGUUAUGCGCUCUGGUCGGAGCCGAGGGACGUGUGGUGCUUAAUGGCCGAUCCGAUUUGGGUUGACUUUUUAGGUGCUCGAUCGGUCGGUCAAACAAAGUCUGUACCGUUUGUGGAUGCUGUGCCAAUUACGCUAUGGAUACAUGGCAAGAGCGAUGAAUAUGCAUCUCUGACGCCAGUACCAAGUCUUGUGAAAAGUGAUGAUGAAGAAUUGAACUUGUCAAUUGGAAAGUUAGAACCAUUCGGUGGUAUGAGUGAAUUGAAUGGUUUCGAUCAGAUUCCUAAGAAUUUCAUUAGUAGCAACCCGUUCUACAGUAGCUGUGUACCCGAUUACGGCAAUGUGAGUGAAGGUGAUAAUAAAACUGUGAUGAAUGAUAGUGUCGGAAAUGAUAAGUCUGUCGAAACAACGGCAGACCUGCAUGUCAUAGCUCAUGUUUCAAAUUUAGUUAGUGUUCAAAUUGAUCAUUAUCAGUUGUUGUUUUUGUUGAGAUUGUCGGAAGAGAUGACUGAGCUAUCGACAUUCCUAUCGCUGGACUCUAACCGGAUUCUGAGAAAGGAAACAUCUAACAAAUCACUCGUUGUUGGUUGUGUCAUUCCGCAAGUUGAAGUGACGCUAGUCAUGCCAUCACAAACACCUGGAAAGGAGUCGAGUGGCGGCGACGCUGAAAGUGUUAUACCGGAUUCAGCGAGUUUAGGAGACGACUUACACAUCAAUAAUUCAGCGACCUGGUCAUCACAAGCACCACCCUCCUUAGAUCAAAUCAAAAGCAAUCAACAAAAUCCAUAUUAUUUUGGAAGUAUCGAAACACCGUCGCCUAUCACCAAUGAUCCACCGAGCGAUUUGGCACAAUAUACAUCCAAUCCGAAUACUCAUGGCUUUAACGUUCAGAUUCUAAGUACACCAAUAACAAAUAGUCCAAAUACGCCAAUCUUAGCUUCCUCAUCGAGAAGUAGAAAUCGCAAUUCGGUUACUGACAGUGGCUUUAAGGAACUGGGAUCGAGUCUGAUUUCGAUGAAGAAAGGAUUUUCCCAAUUCAUGACGUCGAUAGACUCGGCUCUAAAAACAAAUACCUCAGACGACAUGAGCGAUACCGUGUCAAUGCAAAGUGAUAUCAGUUCGGAUUCGGAAAAUUUCAUUCACAUAUUGGCAGAUGAUAAAACGGCCGAUUGUAUGGACGUGAUGUUCAGACUGAAUCCAUUUACAUCGGAUCCGAAUCAACUGAAAGCGUCGCCAGUUGAAGUAGCUAGUGAAGUUUGCGAAGAGCCGCAACUUAAAACGAAUAUGUCCUCACCAUCCGAGCCGUCUGAGGCGAGCAGUUGGAGGCGACGUGAUUUAGUUUCAAUGGCAACAUUCCGACUGACUACGGUGGAGGUAAUACGCCAGCAAAAAGGUUGUUCAUCGUCGUUACGUCUUCAGAUUUCAGCAUUGACUUGCGACGAAUGUGGAGCGAUUCCGUGGGAUGAAUUACAGACUACUCACCAAAAGACAAAGACCAAAUUUAACGCGAGAUGUCGAGCAUGGAAUUUGGCUCCAUAUAAUCCGGAAAAACCACCCUGUGUCCAACUGCGUUUAGAUGAACUUCUGACACCACCAGACAAUUUGGGAAAAAUUACCGACAAAAAAAGUGUUUUGAGAUGGUUUUCCCACAACGUAGAGGUUCGUGUCAAAGACCUGACCCUGGAUUUAUCAAUGAGCACGGUUGUCGGUAUUGGCGAUUUGGCCGAGGAUGAAAUUAUUUCCAAACCGCUUCCACUAGAGAUUUUGUUGGAAAAUCUAAAAAUUCAUUUGAUGGAGGAUCGACCACCGGUGAACAUCACAUCGCCUGGACCUGUUCCGGUCGAUUUAAAUAUUUGUAAAAUGAGGUUAACGCGCGACGAUACUGGAACGUUCCACAUUGAGCCGGAAAACCAUAAUGAAACAGAUGAAUUAGUGACUAAUGUGGUGCCGCGUAAAGACCGAGAACUGUUAUCAAUGCAAUUGGUUAUGCAGCAGUUGAAAUUGGACAAUGAUGAACUGAAGAAAAAGCUUGCCGCUCAGGAGAAAUCAACCGAGGCAUACAAAGUAAAUACGGAGAACGAAACGGAUAUACUGAAAAAUAUACUGAAGAAAGCUCAAGAUGAUUUGUCAGUAUUACUGGAUGAGAAGAGAACGUUAAUGGAUACGGUACGAUCGUUACAGUUCCAACUUUCAACGGAUAAAAGUCUGAAAGCAGACGGAAACAGAUAGCACAACUGCAUCGAUCUUAACUGUAUCCAGUGUUGUAAGGAAAAUAACAACACUUAGAUAGACAUAUGAAUAUAAUAAAAGAGAGAAAACCAACAGAAGAAAAAAAUAUUUCUAAAAUGACCUGAGAUCCAAGUCACAUAAUCCAGAUAUAGUUGUAGUGAACAACAUUGCAUAUUUCUAUUGUACCUUCGGUUAGAAAUAAAACUAGAGAUUAGGAGGAUU